Cuscuta campestris is the source of this 1898-nucleotide messenger RNA. Lineage: Eukaryota; Viridiplantae; Streptophyta; Magnoliopsida; Solanales; Convolvulaceae. The record is from the annotation of a GenBank genome assembly.
AUCGAUAGUCCCCAUUUCACUUUGACACUCUUCUCUCUCUUUCUUUGUUUGUCGCCAUUCUAAUUUAAUUUUUGUAUGCAUUCCUAUUAUUUCCUCCUCCCAUCGUCACCUUUCCCCUAGCCACCUACUCUCAAAAUGAACUCCGUCGAUUCUUGAUCAUUAAAGAAUGGAUUUUGCGUUGAUGACGCCGGACAACGGCACGGCGGCGCCCGCCGGACACCUGUCCGCGUACAACAACUACGCUCUUCUCGCAGAAUAUAAACCCGGCUCCGGCGACCCACCAGGCGGCGACGGCGUCAGGACCCAUGGAUCUAUGCACCCCGUCAAGCAAGAAAGAUCUGGGCCGCCCUCGCCAUCCGAAGAAUCCCGGAGGCCUUCUAAAGCUCCCACCUUUCUGCUGAGAUCUGCCGCUGCUGCCAGCGGCGUUCCCGGAAAACCGCCCACCAUGCUCAGCUUCUCUUCCGCCUCGGAAGAGAUUCCUUUUUUCUCCGCCGCCGAAGAUUCCCCUCCCACAAAAAGCUUGUGUUACCCGUUUUUGCAGGCGGAGCAGAAACGGGCCGCUCCCCAUUCCGGCGGCGGAGCUACCGGUUAUGGAGCGGCGAGAGGGUGGAGCGACGGCUCGCGCGGUGGAUUUGGACGGCCGAGCGGACCAUUCACACCACCGCAGUGGAUGGAGUUGGAACAUCAAGCCCUGAUCUACAAGCACUUAGUUGCAAAUGUCCCAAUCCCUUCUAAUCUUCUCAUCCCCAUCGCUAAAGCUCUAAACCCAUACUCUUUCUCUGGCUUAACUUCUGCUUCUUCUAAUUAUGCCUCCAACUGGGGAUGGAGCGUUGGUUUGGGCUCAAGCAACGAUCCAGAGCCCGGGAGGUGCCGUCGGACUGACGGCAAAAAAUGGCGUUGCUCCAGAGAUGCUGUGGCCGAUCAGAAGUACUGUGAAAGGCACAUCAACAGAGGCCGCCACCGUUCAAGAAAGCCUGUGGAAGGCCUCACCGGCCGCACUGUUUCCGGAUCUGCCGCCCCUUCUUCAAAGGUAUCGCCACCUGCUGUUGCAGCUUCUGCACCGCCGCCUGCGGUGGCGAUAUCCUGUGAUGGUGGCGGCGCGUCCAACAGCCUCGGUGCCUUGAAGCACCACCAUCAGUUCAAUAACAACACUCACCCCAAUCUUCCAAACCUUCCCACUACCAACAGGGGACAAGGUGUCCCUGUGACAUAUCCUAGUGUGAGUUUGAAGGACACCCAAGAACACAACUACCCUUACAAAGACAUGAUGGGUUAUGGGUUUCUGUCCUCAUCGGAAUCCGGUCAAGAUGGAGACCAACAACAUCGUCAUCCGGUUCGCCAUUUCAUGGACGGGUGGGUGACCAAGGAACAACAAUCGACCCGAGGCCCCGUGGAACCGAAACCAGACUGGACUCAGCUCUCAAUGUCCAUUCCCAUGGAGCCGAAACCGGACGAACGGCCUUCCAAUUCUUCCCUCAGACCGGUUCAAAAGACAUCAGCAAAUGGUUGGAUUCCGGCUGCAUCUUGGGGGAACAAUAUAAACACUUCGUCGUCGUCCAUGGGGGGUCCGCUCGGGGAGGUUUUAAUAAACAGCACCUAUGGUUCCUCACCGACGGGCGUCUUGGGGGGCUCCACCUUUGUGUCGCGCUCGAACAGCAGUUCGGGGAGUAGCCCGCCGUCUCGGAUGAGAUGAGACCAAGAAAGAUGUCAAGCUAUCUGGCUUGUUUGUUUUAAGUUGUUUUGAGUGUCACAACAUUAUAUUGUGUCUGGUGUAUGAUGUUGUUAAGUAAAGAAUGUUUGGUUAUGCAACUUGUGUCGGUUUUACUAUCCUUUUUGGUACGUUCAUUUGUUUGUUUUUUUCCUUUUAAAUAACUAUGGAAUAAGGUUGACUGUUCUUU